Molecule: messenger RNA, 8058 nt
Organism: Paramuricea clavata
Lineage: Eukaryota; Metazoa; Cnidaria; Anthozoa; Malacalcyonacea; Plexauridae
Source: the annotation of a GenBank genome assembly
CUCCAGGUGCGAGGUAGUACUAGUGCUAUUAACGUGAUUAUCAGGUUGAUUUGUAAAAUAAAGCCUGGUAGGCGGUCUAAAAAAACGGUAGUUUAGACUUCUUGUUAGCAAUAUGUCAGGACUGAGGUAAAACUACACUUUACAAUUAGGAUAAGGGAUGUGGUUAAACACGUAGACCCAAGAUAUGAACUAAAACAAAACUUUAAACAUGAUUUCCUGAUAUUUCGAUACCGGUAGUAUUUCAUAAUCACUUAUCAGACUUGUAAGAAAGUCCGUGUAGUCAGAUACAGUCGCUGCUUACUUCACUGAUAAGCGUACGCAUCAAACACAAUGAUCUAAAACCAUUUUCUCUUGCCGUUUCAGGGCAACGCGGACAUGACUAGGUUCUGCAUAACGAUGAGUAUUCCUCGCCCGGAUUCACUUGAAGGCUACACCACCUUGCGUUUCUGGAACUGCAUCAUGUGCUCUACUGCUUUCGUUGGUACUAAACCUGAAAUCAUUCAAAGGGUACAUCACCCGCAACUUUUUACCUACCAGCCCGAAUGGCUGUCUCACGCGGGCAUCUGUAACCGCUGUCAGAAGACCUUGACAAUGCAGGCACCGAAAAUCACCAUCUACGCAAUCAGCGAGACACCCCAGCAUAACCAUGGUGCCACGUCAUCAAUACCUGGAACAUCGGUACCCAGCGUUUCGGCCUCUGGACCUCCGAUGCCCGGCGUUUCAAUAGCAGGGGGUUCGGUCCCAGGACUUCCGAUACCCCAUGUACUCGGAACUUUUGUACCAGGGACAUAUAUGACUGGGACAUCCGUACCCAUAGUCAUGUGUAAUGCAUUACCAGGGCACUGUAAUUGUGCACACGGAGGACAUAAUCACGUACCGGGUGUUAGUCACCUCGCUUAUCAAGGGGUCAAUGUUCCUGUAGUGACCAAAACUGACGCCAACCCAGCACGCACCGAGGCCGGUUAUAUUGCAAACGUGACGCAAUAUAUUCCUAUGACGUGUACGCAAUGAUAGACAUCAUUAGAUUUCCCACUACGUGAAUUUGUUUCGCGUGAAGCAAAACGAAAAACAACAUUAGGUCGAGUUUAUAUUAUAGAUCACUUGCUUUUUAGAUGUUGUAAAAUUAUUUCCUAUACAUAUAAAUAAUAAAUAUAUAACACAUGUAUUGGUGUGAGCCUGUUGUUUUUAAAAAGUUUUCAUUGAAUACAAUGCAGAAUAGAAAUGCACGUUGACUUUAUUUGUCUAGGCUGCAAAUGAAGAACCAGGGCAAUUUGCCGAGAAAUCAACCAAACAAAAAGGUAAAUAUUCACUGAUACCACUCUAAUAUCCAUGACCUAAUAUCCACAAAUGUUCACUGAUAUCACUCUAAUAUCCAUGACCUAAUAUCCACAAAUGUUCACUGAUAUCACUCUAAUAUCCAUGAAUUUGUCUACCUCAUGACCAGGACUGCCGAGAGAUAUGCAGUGCCCAAGGCACUCGGGUCUCAACGACCCUGCCAAUGACGACUGUCUAGCUUAGUUGUCAGAGUACGUCAUCGCAAUCGUUCAAUUUUUCGCAACUGGUUUGGUCGAAAUUGUGUAUACAUGUUCUAGACGGCCCAAGUCAAAACCUGUGUCUUUCAACGUUUUCAUGGGACGAAUACCUCGCAGAAACAAAGGGUAUCGCAGCCCCUUGGACCUGCUUCAAACAGGUACAAUAUACUUUUUGCUGAUUUUUACUUUCCUUCGCCGGGCACGUUGUAAGAUCUACACUUUCAAUAGACAUGUCUCGAAUUUGCUUGAGUACACACGAGACAAUAAUAAUAAUAAUAAUAAUAAUAAUAACGAAUUUAUUAAGGCAUAUCUACAUAGUAGCUCUACAUCCUUAAUUCCUAUGCUAAUAUAUAAAAUAUACAAAUGUAUAUACAGAAUAAGUUUAUAAAUGUAUAACAUAGAUGUAUGGUAUAAAAAUACGAAUAUAAAGUUAUUGUUCAAAACGUUCGUGCAUGGGCCUUAUUAAAAAGGAGAGUCUUCAUCGAAUGACUUCAUCGAAUGACUUCAUUUAAUGACUUCGAUCUGAACCUGUCUAAUAAUGUAAUAUUUUAAUGAUGACCCUAUCCAGGCGGCGACUCCACCAUUCAAUGGUUUUCAAUGCGGUAUGAAGCUGGAAGCAGCCGACCCUAGAAACGAAGGAGCGGUGUGUGUAGCUACUGUGGUAGGAGUUAUCGGUUCCCGUCUUCGUCUCAGGUUUGAUGGUUGUGAUAAUUUGCAUGACAUCUGGAGGGUGAUUGAUUCUGGAGAUAUUCAUCCUGUUGGCUGGUGUGAAGGCAAUGGUGGUGUACUCAAACCUCCUGUAGGUAAGAUAGUAUAUGCUACUCAAUGCUACUCUUACUAACUCUAAUUAUCAUUUAAACCUGAAAGUGUUUAAUGUUCCUCAGAUCCUGAAUUUGCCUUUUUCAAAUGUUCUUCAAAAGUGUGUAUAUCAUCAAAUAUAUUAUCACGACCAAUAUCACAGAAUUAUCACCAAUAUGACCACCAUCAUAAUUAUCAUCACCAAUAUUACCAUCAUCACGGAUAUCAUCACCAACAUGACCACCACCACCAUCAUAAUUAUCACCAAUAUUACCAUCAUCACGGAUAUCAUCACCAACAUGACCACCACCGCCAUCAUAAUAAUUAUCAUCACCAGUAUUACCAUCAUCACGGAUAUCAUCACCAACAUGACCACCACCACCAUCAAUAAUUAUCAUCACCAAUAUUACCAUCAUCACGGAUAUCAUUACCAACAUGACCACCACCACCAUCAUCAUAAUUAUCAUGACCAAUAUUACCAUCAUCACGGAUAUCAUCACCAACAUGACCACCACCACCAUCAUAAUAAUUAUCAUCACCAAUAUUACCAUCAUCACGGAUAUCAUUACCAACAUGACCACCACCACCAUCAUAAUAAUUAUCAUCACCAAUAUUAUCAUCACGGAUAUCACCAACAUGACCACCACCACCAUCACUACCAUCACCAAUAUGAUCAUUGUCACUACCUUCAUCACCGAUAUUAUCACCAGUAUCAUCAUUAUCAGGCUCACGAUAUCCUCCUCAUCAGCUAGCAUUUGUAUGUUUUAGGUUUCCGUAUGGAGGGGAACAGUUUUAAAAGUUUUCUUAAAAAAGCUUUAGCAAAUGGUGAACUGGCACCCUUGAGGCUAUUCAAAAAGGUAUAUGAUUUUUAUACUCAGGCGAAUAUGAAUCUGGACGUUGCUCUGUCUCUAGUAUAAAUCGGAGUGAUAUUUUCUUUCACAGGUACCGAAUACUCCAAAAGUGAACUUAUUUUGUCCCACUUUCAAACUCGAAGCAGUUGAUCUCAAAAAUCCCGCCCUGGUCUGUGUUGGCACAGUACUUGAUGUAAUCGGAGAUGAUGUGAUCAUAGCAUUUGACGGAUGGAAGGACACUGCGUAUAAAUAUCCUUUCUACUCGAGAGAUAUUUUCCCACCAGGCUGGUGUUACUUCAGUGGACAUCCUCUUCAAGCUCCUGGACCAGAAUAUGCAAAAUUUAAGUAAGAAGGAACUUCUUGUAAAGGCCCCACAGGAUAAGAUGUCAUUCUGGCGUAUGAAAAUGCGUUCAUAUAUCCGAUUAACCAAUUAGGACCAGUGAGAAGUAUUGGUAGUGGAAGUCAACCUGAACCUCUCCAAUUAAUGAAUUGGGUGCUUCGUUGGUGCUGUCCCAUGGCAACCGUGUUAGAAAAAUAGACUAAAAAUUACUACCAAAAUUGUUAAUGUCUUUGUCGUUUACUGAUUCCAGGGCUUCGUUCUCACAGAAGGAGAAAUCAUUCCAUCCUCUCGAUGAUGACGAGCCAACAGCCUCGCUUCAAUCAAGACAAAGGACUCUUCGUGUAAUUCCUGCUGUGGAAAGUGCUGAUUCAGCAUCGGGUGAAUCUCCCAUUGAUCUUCCAUUCAGUAUUCCUGUACCUGGUAUGUGAGAAAACCUCAGAAUCAUACCUUAUACAGGACUGCAAAUUACUGUCGGACAUCGGACAAUGUCCGACUAAAUUUGGCAAAUGUCCGAGCAAAAGUAAUUUUGAUCGGACAUUGGUCCGAUCACACAAAAAAAUUGUCACAUUAUACAUUUUUUUGCUGUGACAAACUCCGAUUGUAAAUUCACUCAAUUUGCAUUUUGCAAUAAAAUUUACGAGGCAUUCUAGCAUUUUACUUAACGUUUCGCCGGAAUGGCUAUACAUACUUGUCUCGUGACUUAUAUAUAUCUUGUGACAUACUGUAUAUAUGUCCGACCAAAUUUAGUGAUGUUGGUUUUUGUCUGACCAAAUUCAAGUUAUGUCCGACCAAAAUUAAAAGUGAUCGGACAAAUGUCCUGUCAAGUCAAAUAUUUAUUUGCAGCCCUGUUUAUAUGAACUAUAGUAGGAAGCCUGAAGUUACUUAAUAUGUUUAUACUUGGUACCUCUGUCUUUUCUAAGCUAUAAGGCGUGAGGGUAUCUGUACUACAGGAGAAACACGGUAGUAAUGCUGUGCUGAGUGGUUAUAUUACUACCUUAUUUUAACCCUAACCCCUUUAAAAGCUUAGAAAAUUGCUUAGUGACUGAUGAAACGAAAAUGAGAGUUGAUGAUCACAAUUGAUCUAGAUUUGACAAGCGAGAGUUUGCAUGAGAGUUUUCCCAAACGAGAACAAGAGAGUUUGCAUGAGAGUUUUCUCAAACGAGAACGAGAGUUUGCAAUUGCAUGAGAGUUUCCUCAAACGAGAACGAGAGUUUGAAAUUGCAUGAGUGUUUCCUCAAACGAGAACAAGAGUUUGCAUGAGAGUUUUCUCAAACGAGAACAAGAGUUUGCAUGAGAGUUUUCUCAAACGAGAACGAGAGUUUGCAAUUGCAUGAGAGUUUUCUCAAACGAGAACGAGAGUUUGCAAUUGCAUGAGAGUUUCCUCAAACGAGAACAAGAGUUUGCAUGAGAGUUUUCUCAAACGAGAACAAGAGUUUGCAUGAGAAUUUUCUCAAACGAGAACAAGAGUUUGCAUGAGAGUUUUCUCAAACGAGAACAAGAGUUUGCAUGAGAGUUUUCUCAAACGAGAACAAGAGUUUGCAUGAGAGUUUUCUCAAACGAGAACAAGAGUUUGCAAUUGCAUGAGAGUUUCCUCAAACGAGAACGAGAGUUUGCAUGAGAUUGAUGAGAGUUUAUAUUACUGGUCAAACGACUUUUAUCAAUUCUAAUAAAAAAAUUGAACCAAUUCAACGUUGGUGAGGAUUGAUGAGUGGUCUCGUCAACUUUCAUCUUCAUUUGACCGAGGCUUUAAUUAGCUCAGUCAUGUUAACAAGGCAUUAAUUUCAACGUCUCAUAAUUAUACAAGACUAACAUGUUUAGCCAAGUCAAGGUUUUCUUACUUUGAACACUUUCUUUUUUCUAGUCGAGUUGUAUGUGAACUUUAGCUGUGAGUUUGGUUCAUAUCUUGAUCCUUCCAAGGUUUCUGAGCUCCGACCAGCUUAUAGAGGCAAUGUGCGCGAAGUACUUCAGACUAGUAUCCAGGCCAUUGUAAACGCCGCCUACAAUCCUAGCAUUGUCAUUGGUUUUCUACGGCCUGGGAGGGGAAAGGUGAGAAGGAUUUUCGACCUGGGGUCGGUUGUUCAUUGUUCAAAGCUGGAUUAGCGCUAACCCUGGGUUAAAAUUAAACCUGCUGUUUUAGUUUGUGUAUUUCUGCACGUCUGUUUAAUUCAAAACUUCAGAGAAGAAAACUCCUACUGAUCCAGACAAGAUUUCGGAAGAAAUAUUUUCAAAUUUAUAAGCAAGCUGUUGGGAAGUUAGCUUUGAAUUUUAGAUUAACCUAGGGUUAAGCUAACCCAGCCCUCGAACAACCAACCCCUGUUCUUUUGCUAAAAUUGACUGUAUAUAUAAAGUGUACGAAAUAUUUGAUGCUUUGGAGAACACACUUAAGGAUGGUUUACACUAUCAAAGUUUCUGUGAUCACAGUAGGAAUUUUGCAUCGAUAAAUAAAGUAAGAAAUGUUUGAGAGAACUGACUCGGUAUUUAACACUAAGUCAGCUUCCACAAACAUUUCUUACAAAUCCUUCAAAACUUAGAAUUUACCCAUGCAAAAUUCCUACUGUGAUCACAGAAACUUUGAUAGUGUAAACAAGGCUUUACUAAGUUGAAUAUAUUAUAUCGUUCGCAGAUUGUGAUCAAAGCAAAGCAUGGUCAAGAUACAUACACAUGUUGUCUGCAAAGUGUUGACCAUAUUUGGGUAUUCUGGAACGUAUUUGGACGUUUUACUGACAACCUACGUUGUUGCAAGAAUUUGUUUUCAUCAGAGAAGCUGCAAGGUGUAUGUCCAAAAUGCAAUGACCAAGGUAUGGAGUAUGUCGUAUGGUCGUCAGGGUUCGUACAAAACUUGAAAAUCCUUGAAUGUCCUUGAAUUUGGAAGCAAAAAUUCAAGGACUUGGAAGUCCUUGAGUUCAUAAAGAAGUGCUUGAAAGUCCUUAAAUUGUUCUUGUUUGGUAGAUAUUUUCUGAAAUUGUUUGGCAUUAAGAAUUGGACAUUUUGUAAAUUGAUUUUGUUCAUGUCUUACCAAUGCCAAAGCUUAGUUGAAAUUCAUUAAAAACGUCACUUUUUACUGGUUUAUAACUUUAUAACACCUUCUCUUUAGUCCUCGAAUUUCCUGAUACGUGGCCUUGUCCCUUGAAAGUCCUUGAAUUCAACUCUUCGUGACCUGUACUUUCAAUUAUGAUUGAUCAAUUUGUAUUCAGGUAGAAAAAGAGUGAUGGAAGAGAGGCGCUUAGCCGAACAAGAAAGAAGAAGGAACGAACUGAGAAUGGAAGAACUUAGAAAUGAAGAAUUAAAAAUGGAAGAAUUAAGAAAUCAAGAAUUGAGAAAUCAAGAAUUAAGAAAUCAAGAAUUAAGACGAAAAGAACAAGAAAGGGAAGAACCAGUGACGAAAAUUAGAAGAAUUGUAAAUGAAGAAGCGCAAGGAGGUCUAACUAACUUUUUUUAUAUUGGAUAGUUUUAUCUGUUCUAAAAAUUGAUCUCGCAAGCCAAGCUCUAUCCUUCCCUCACCAAACACGCAGGAAACUGUUCUUCCGCAUUAUUUUCCCUUGUCUUACGGAGAGAAACUUAUGCUACCCAGAGAAAGCUUGCUGUGUUUGGUCAAGUCUUCUCACAUGUAGCCUGCUCGCAGCCUCCCCUUUCUAAAUUCCAGGCUGCGAGCAGGCUGCAUGUGACUGAAGUGAAAUUGUAAAGGCUGAUUCACACUUUUCAAGUUUCUCUGAUCACAGAUGAAGUUCUGAAAGAUUUGUAAGAAAUCUUUGAGGGAAUGAACUCAUUGUAAAACAGUCAGUGCCCUCAAACAUUUCUUACAAAUCCUUCAAAACUUAGAAUUUACCUAUGCAAAAUUCCUACUGUGAUCACAGAAACUAAACCAGGCUUAAGUAAACACUAAACAACCGCAUAUUACAGAAAUCCCAGUUGGAGACUGAGGUGAAACCACAGUGCACUAACACUACACUUAUUAUAAUAGUUUCAGAUGUUGGAUCCACCUCAUCUCCUCUCACAUGGAGUAUUGACGAAGUUGUCGAGUAUUUCAAAAAAUCAGACAUUUCAAAAUACGCUGAACUAUUUAGACAACACGUACGUAUUGUUUUAUACUAUCGCACUCCAAUGCAACACCCAAUUCAUUCACAUAUAAAAUUUAAUUGCUUGGUUACCUUUGUUCCAUUCUGUGGUUGCAUUCUCAGAACAGUGGUAACUAGGCAUGUGAGUCAUCAAUUAACUCGCGUAUUUAUUUUAAAUGCUUGGUUACCUUUGUUCCAUUCUAUACUUACAUUAUCAGAAAUGCGAGUUGGAACUGUUUUCUAAUGUUUUUGGUGGUGUUUGUUGUCUUUGUUGUAAUAUAUAAUAUCCAUAAUUGAAUUAUUUGAAUCUGUAAUUUCUCUGACUUCUAGCUUAAAUUUACAUUGAUUUGUAGGAAAUUGAUGGUGGAGCAUUGUUGUUAUUGAACCGCGAGACUAUUAUGUCGUGUAUGCAAUUCAAAUUGGGACCUGCAUUAAAAUUGCUCAAUCAUAUAUCGGAAUUGAAGACAAAGUUUAGUUUAUGA